This is a messenger RNA of Suillus subalutaceus, 159 nucleotides long. RefSeq lists its product as uncharacterized. The transcript has a single exon. The annotation marks the transcript as partial. Lineage: Eukaryota; Fungi; Basidiomycota; Agaricomycetes; Boletales; Suillaceae. The record is from RefSeq and is a predicted model, not a curated record.
UUUCCGUUAUUCGCAGUUUCCACUUUAGCGCCCUCCGCCAGGAGUACUCCCCCAAUACCGAACGUUUAUAUUCCCCCUCGCUGUGUGAACCCAAAAGCACAGUCGAGCGUGGGCCGUCCUUGUGGUGCGCUGAACGGGAGGUGGGGGUCGACGCGAUGA